Messenger RNA from Symbiodinium necroappetens, 327 nucleotides. NCBI's taxonomy places the organism in Eukaryota, Dinophyceae, Suessiales, Symbiodiniaceae. The record is from the annotation of a GenBank genome assembly.
AUGCUGCUGUCUCGGGCGCCCCUCACGGCCAACGUGCUGUUGAGCGGGACCACCGUCGAACUGGAGUGCGACGCAUACACGAAGGCGGAGGCAGACGGGCGCUACCUGCCCAGCAGCGACUUCACGACCCUGGACACGAGGUACGAGAUCACGAACGCCAACGUGAGCUACACCAGCUUGGUUCGGGACGGCACCCAGCAGGUCCGCGCGCUGCUGGCUCGGGCGCCCCUCACGGCCAACGUGCUGUUCAGAGGGUACGCCCUAGCCGGGGCUCUCCCUGCCGACCCGCUGCUGGUGAACGACGUCCAGACCAACGGCGCCAGCUAG